AUGUCCGACGGUGUCAUUCGUCACGCUCGCAAGGAGGAUGUUCCGAUCAUCCUCGACCUGAUCCAGGCGCUUGCUGAUUACGAAAAGGAGCCCGACGCCAACAAGGCCACCAUCGAGACCCUUAGCAACACAAUUGCGUUUGCGCCGUCGGGCGCGCCGUCCGACCCCAACACCACCGCCUACGUGCCCAGCACCGAGCCCACCUCGUCGAGCCGGCCCGCGCGCUGCCUGCUGCUGACCAACCCUGAGGGCGAGACGGUCGGCAUGGCGCUCUACUUUUACAACUAUAGCACGUGGCGCGCGUGCCCGGGCAUCUACCUCGAGGAUCUGUUUGUGCGGCCGUCGCAGCGCGGCCGCGGCUACGGCAAGGCGCUGCUGGUGCAGCUCGCCAAGGAGGUCGUUGCAUUCGGCGGCGCGCGCCUCGAGUGGUCGGUGCUCAAGUGGAACGAGCCGAGCAUCAAGUUUUACGAAAGUGUGGGCGCGCAGGGCAUGCAUGAGUGGAUGACGAUGCGUGUCACCGACGAUGGCCUGACCAAGCUCGCAGGACUGUUGGAUUAA
This is a messenger RNA of Beauveria bassiana ARSEF 2860, 558 nucleotides long. RefSeq names its product Acyl-CoA N-acyltransferase. Bases 1 to 558 code for a protein of 185 amino acids. Gene Ontology annotation, biological process: protein acetylation. The transcript has 2 exons. Gene Ontology annotation, molecular function: N-acetyltransferase activity. The record is from RefSeq and is a predicted model, not a curated record. NCBI's taxonomy places the organism in Eukaryota, Fungi, Ascomycota, Sordariomycetes, Hypocreales, Cordycipitaceae.